Messenger RNA from Penaeus indicus, 5359 nucleotides. It is a transcript of the gene tefu, whose product is annotated as serine-protein kinase ATM-like. Bases 1 to 4878 code for a protein of 1625 amino acids. The record is from RefSeq and is a predicted model, not a curated record. Gene Ontology annotation, biological process: DNA repair. Lineage: Eukaryota; Metazoa; Arthropoda; Malacostraca; Decapoda; Penaeidae. Gene Ontology annotation, molecular function: protein binding; protein serine/threonine kinase activity. The transcript has 31 exons.
AUGUCGGGUGAUAAUCCUCUAGUGUCGGUGCUAGCAACAAGAGGAGCAGAGUUGAUAAAUGUGAUGGUGGGUGUCUUGAGCAAUCUUGCUCACAGUAACACCAAAGAUGAAGCUCGCCAUGCACUCGCAUCAAUUGCUGUCCUCAGUAAAGCCCUUCUUCCCCACCUAGGCCAAAAAUUACGAAAGAAAUCAGCUUAUAUCAUAAAUACCUUGGUCCACACCCUCACGUAUUAUACCACAAGAUUACAGGAACUGGCUCCAUACCUAGCAGAUCAUUGCAAUGAACUCCUGCUGAACGUCUGCCAGAGUGGUAUAGAAUGUUGCCCAGACAGUCUCUCCUCAGUCAUCCCUGUUCUUUUUACAAGGCUCCUGCCAUUUGCUCGGGAAUCAUCCAGUGUGAGGGAGUCUACCAUGCAGAUUAUAACAAGGGUGGUAAUGUGUGAACAACAGGACAUCCAGAAGGCUGUUGCGUAUUUACCACCUUUCCCUGAUACAGGUGACUACCAGUGUCUCGCUAUCCUGAGUGACCAUCAUGGCCAGUUGGUAGAAGUUUUUCGUGGCAAUCUUAUGUUGUACGAUGAAGUGGAAAGCUUCCUAGCUUUGUCCACAGAGCAGACUAAUGCUCACUCUGUAUCUCAUAUUCUCAAGCUGAUUCAGAACAGCAGGUCACAGGUGAAACAGCUCUACAGUUCACCAGACAUGGAGGGUGUGACUGUUGGCCAUCGCUUGACACAGGACCUUAUGAAUCUAACAUUAUCUACAGAUGAGAAGGUUGCACUGGAAGCAAGCAAAUGCUUGGGUGAACUAGGCCCCAUUCCCUUUAACACUCCGAUCUUCCACAUCACCAAAGAAAAAUAUCCUCUUAACCCAGAAAGUGUGCAAGGAGCUGUGGCAUCCCUUAUCAUCAAGACUCUCAACAUGUACCUGACAAGUGAACACACAGACAUUGUCGAGGCUGCUAGUUCCUCUCUUCUAUCUGUGUUAUCCACAAGGGAGGGAUACAAGGCUCUUCAGGAUAUGGACAAGAAACUCCAAGUGGAUUUAGCUCCAUAUAUUCCUAAACAUAUGCCAAAGGAGUCUUCUACUUCUUAUACAGGAGAGGAGCUGUAUGAGAGUGAAGUUGGUCGUGACAAUGUGUGGCUGUCAGGGAGCAGUUAUGAGGAGUGGGUGAUUUGUUUGGCCUGCACUCUGAUUGGUGCUGGCUGCAGCAGUGAGAUCAUUACACACAUUCUGCCAGUUUGCCGAGUGAAAGCAGAGUUCAGUGCCUUUAUGCUGCCUUACAUCAUACAUGCCACACUUCUUGCUGACAACGGGAGGAAAAGAGAGGUGCUCUCAAGGGAGAUAUCCUUCUUUUUCCAGCAACAUGUUGAGAAGAGCAAGCACAUGAGUGACACAGGGAUGUCUAAUGCUGUUGAUCUGAUGUGCCUUAACAAGUCUUCUAUUCAGGUGCUUCUCAGUGUCAUAGACUACUUGCGUGCUCAGACCCCAGAGAGGAGCUUCACAAAUAGCGCCAUCCGUACAACCAGCAGCCGCCUUACGCCAUGGGAGAAAAACUGGUGGCUGCGUGUGAAUUACCUGCAGGUGGCUCAGGCUGCACACUACUGUGGAGCUCACUUCUCUGCCAUCCUCUUCCUCCAUCUCAGUUGUGAAGAGCUAGAGCGUGAGAUUAGGGAGAACACUGAUGAAGAGACAGAUGUAAAUUCCAGACAAAUUCCCCCACUCCGCCGCCUGUCACACCUGCCUGAGGACACUGUUCUCAGAAGGCUAAUGCUACAGAUAUACAGUAGUCUUGGAGACAGUGAUGGUGUGGAAGGCUGUGGUGGUGGAAGCAAGCUUACUCACACCACUUCGAGGGCUGUGAGGUGCCAGCAUAGGGGUCAGUGGAUGGAGACACUCGCUAUCCAUGAUGCUGCAAAUUCCACAUUUGGAAUGAUUACCAGUCUACAAGAGCUUGGCUUCUUCAACACAAUAAAUCAGAUGCUCAGUAGAACAUCAGCCAAGCUCUCACCGGAGCUUUCAGCUGCUCAGUGGGAAUCAGCCUGGAGACUCACACAGUGGGACCUGGACUUAGGGAAGACAGAAGAAGAACCACACUCCAAUGGGACAGAUGGAAUGGAUGAAUGGAACUUUCACAAGCACUUGUUUCAUAGCCUCCAGUAUCUGCGCUUCCAGGAAGCAGGAGGUCUCAUGCACCAUGCACUCCAAGCCAAGAAAGGAGUCAUCAGCCAGAUAAGAAAUAGUCGGGCAGAAAGUAGCAGCUCUGUAUACCCGCUGUUGACUCAGCUGCAGAUCCUGAAUGAAGUUGAGGCAGCAUCCUUACUCUUGAGUAAAGCUGAGUCACUUGAUGAAUCUCACAGAGCAUUAAAAGAGUUGGAGAAGUUGUGGGCCUCAAAAGAUCAGCCAUUCAAUGUGGACUUCCGUUACAAGGAGCCCAUCCUGGCAGCAAGGAUUUCUGUGCUCCAGUCCCUCCCUGCAACACAUAAGUCUUCCAGCACCAGUCUCCUCCACAAGACUCUGCUCAGCAAAAGUAUGUUGUCAAGGGAGAGCCUGAGGAUCCAUGGGGGAGGGUGUGAAUCAGCCCUGCAGCAAACAGCAAGGCUAGACGUCUCUACAAGCAUGGCCUGGAGGACGCGGCUAGAGGAGGCCCAUGUCGCCAGGUACAAGGGAGACAGCCAGGAUGCAGGACAGAUUCUCAGCUCACUGCUUGAAGAGAUGAAAGGGGUAAAGCUGGAGCCAGAGCAAGAGGAGGUGUUGUGUCAGAGCCUGAACCUGUAUGGCUGCAUCCUGAUGGACUCCAGGGCCCGGUCCCCCAACACCAUCAUUAGCCAGUACUUUAAUAAGGCUGUCAGCAUCCUCGAGUCAAAUAAUAGCUUAGAAAGUAAAAAAGUCCUGGAAAAUAGCUACCACCAGCUGGCUGUAUAUGGUGACAAGCUGUACCAUGAAGUGCAUCAGUAUUUGGAGUCCGACACCAUCCAGGCCAAACGGGAGAAUAUCCAGAGGUCACAGGAGGAGUUGAAGCGCAUUAAGAACCUUUACAAUUCUUGUACAGAUCUUGCUGAGAAGAAAGAGGUUCAUAGUAAGAACACCCUCCUGCAGAAGAACAUUGCCAUAGACAUGCAGGUCCUGAAAGAGUUGGAAGUAGAGGAACAAGAAUACAUCUACUUGGCCUUGCAGAACUACCUCAAGUGUCUCCUAGUAUCAAGUGAACACGACCUCCACAUGCACAGAGUUGUAGCACUCUGGCUUGAGAACACAGAGCAGAAGGUCAACCAGCUGAUUCAUGAGUAUGUAAGCAAAAUAAAGAGCUACAAGUUUGUUCCACUCAUAUACCAGCUAGUAGCAAGGCUCAAGCAGCAGAAUGACAAGAAUGACACUUUUCCUCCCAUCCUUUUGAAUCUCCUAGAACAAACCUGCAAGGAGCACCCACACCACUGUCUCCCAGUGGUAAUGGCCCUGGCCAAUGCCCAUGUAGAUGAUGCACUGGCCAAGUCAGGCGGCAAGAAGAGCAGGUCUCAGAACAGAGAGAUCACUGAGGAGGACCGAGUUCAGGCUGCUAAACUCCUAGUGAAUCGUCUCAAGAAGACACCUCUUUUAGGCCAUGUAGAUGAACUGGAGAGAAUUUGUCUGGCUUACUUGACACUCGCCAACUGGUCGGGUCCUAAGGAUAAGUAUCGUCCAGGAGAGAAGGUAAAGAUCUCGAGCAGCCAACCCCUAAUGAAUCUGGGCAGCGUCGAUCACACAGCUGCCCUGACACGCCCUUUGCCACUCCAGCCCUCGGGCUAUUACACGCCUCCUGUAAUCAUAGGACUGGAGCCAAUAUGCACCUUUGUCGGGGGGAUCAAUGCACCAAAAAGACUCACCCUAAAGACGUCUGAUGGGCUAAAGCAGUUUGAACUUCUAAAGGGGAAAGAUGAUAUCAGGCAGGAUGCAGUCAUGGAACAGGUAUUUGGAAUUGUGAAUGAGCUCCUAGCAAAGAACUCUGAAACUCGGGAUCGAUUGCUGUCUGUACGCACCUACCAAGUGACGCCUCUCUCUCAGAAGAGUGGUCUUAUCCAGUGGUGUAACAACACUCAGGCUUUUGGGGAGUACUUAAUAGGUCCAAACAAGAACAGUGGUGCUCACAAACUCUAUUAUCCCAAUGACUACACAGCAGCUGUUUGUCGGGAAUUGAUGGGAAAAGCUAAAGGAAAGUCAUUGGAAGCAAGAUAUGAAGUGUUUGAGAAAAUCCUGGAGCAUUUCCACCCUGUGUUUCGACAUUUCUUCUUUGAGAACUACCCAUCACCACACGAGUGGUAUAAGCGCCGCUUGGCAUAUACUCGGUCAGUUGCCACCAACUCCAUGGUGGGCUAUGUCCUGGGUUUGGGUGAUAGGCACGUGGAGAACAUCUUGUUGGACAAGUCCACUGCUGAGUUGAUCCACAUUGAUCUGGGCAUUGCAUUUGAGCUGGGCAAGAUCCUUCCCACACCUGAGACUGUUCCCUUCAGGCUCACACAGGAUGUUCGGGAUGGCCUGGGGGUAAUGGGGGUAGAAGGACCCCUGCGUCGCUGCUGCGAGGCAACGCUCAGUGUUUUGAGGAACUCAGGCGAGGUGCUUGUAACAGUUGUUGAGGUCUUACGUCAUGACCCCCUGCACCAGUGGACACUGUCUCCCCACCAAAUUGCACGCUUGCAGGAGAACGACGAGGAGGACCAAGAAUUUGGAUGUACCAGUUCGGCUUCAAUGGCAGAUCGUGUGGUGCUGAGAGUGCAGCAGAAAUUAGCUGGAGUAGAGGAUGGCUUUGCACGCUCUGUCUCAGAACAAGUGACAGUUCUUAUACAGCAAGCAACAGAUCUUUCAAACUUGUCAAGGCUGUUCCAAGGAUGGCAGCCCUAUUUAUGAUUUUCUUUACCAUGGAUUUUGCAGUAACAUUGGUGUGUCUUAUGAUGGUGCUGAUUGUUCAAAAUUUUACCAGAUCUUAAUUUUGUGAUGAUUAGAUGCAUGAAAGUGAAGAGAACAUCAGAAUUACAUUACAUUGAAUUUCACUGAAUUGAAUUAUCUAAUCUCAGUUUUACUCUAUUAUUAUUGUUAUUAUUAUUAUUAUUUUAUAUUUUUCUCUCUAAUUCUUAAAUUCAAAUUGUAAUAGAGAUCUGUGAUAUUUCCCAAGGUGACAAGAUACAAAUAGGGUUCCUAACUAUUUUAGAAAUAACCUCAUGUAAGCUGAUUAUUAAUUUAGCACCUUCAUUUAAAUGUGAAAUGUUUUAAGGUUGAGAUUUUAUCCCUCACAAAUGGGUCCUGUUCCUCCUUCUCCAAGCAUUCACCAGCCAUCACCAUCCACAUGCAUCCUCACUCAUGCAGUGUCAAUAAAAGAUAAAUACAUGUA